AUGACCGCUUUCAGAUUAGUGGUAGCAGCUAAUGAUGGAAGAAGCGGCAAGAAGCGCAUACUUGAGACGCAACAUAAUUUCAAUGAUACAUUGCAGCGUUUGAUCGAGACUUUAAUAGUUACCUUGAGGAACGCGAAACCCUACGAAAGGCGUGUGUUUCAACGAUACGUCGACACGUAUUCCAAAUUCUACGGGCUGAUAGUAAUAAGUUAUUACGUGUCGUCGAUGGUUGUCGUUUUCGGAAGUAUCUUCCUACCUCAGCCAUUUCCGACAGUCUCCGAGUAUCCGUUCCGCGUUGAUUACGAACCCGUGAGGACAAUAAUCUUUGUACACCAAGCCUUUGCCGGCUUCCAGUGUGCCGCAGCAAUCAGCUUGACCAUGUUCACAGCAUUGUUGCUUCUCUACGCUGCGGCGAGGUUCGAGAUACUGAUGAUAGAUAUGCAAAGAGCUACCAGCGUCGAUGCGUUGAUCGUGUGCAUGAAAAAGUAUCACAUAGUGACCAGAUUCGCAAAGGACGUCGUUGAGGGUACUCGGUACAUAGCUUUGUUCAUGGUAGUGUAUGGCAGUAUAGUCCUUGUACUCUGUGGUCUGAAUAUUAUAGGACAUCAAUCCUUCCUGGUAAAACUGCAGUUUUUUUUCUUGGCUUGGAUUUCUCUGAUAGGGGUGUUCAUGUGCGUGCUGCCAGCGGACAAAUUAAUAAAUGUGAUUAAUUUCCAUUCUCCGUCCGUUUCUGUAUGGACUGGCUAUGAUCAGAGUGGUUCUACGGUUCGAAGUGUGUACGAGUCGAGAUGGUACGAUCAAGUACUGGGUGUGCAGAAAACAGUACUUCAUAUUUUGGUGCCACAGAUACCCGUAGCCAUCAGUAUAAAGUGCAUCAUCCCUACAUUUUCCUUGGAAUAUUACUGUUCGUACGUUUCACACGCAAUCUCGUUGUUCACUGCUCUACGCAUGGCAUUCGGCGAAGACGUCGAUGUAUUAGGUUCUACAUCAAGUAAUAGUACACGCUGAGUUGAUU
This is a messenger RNA of Megalopta genalis, 1015 nucleotides long. Lineage: Eukaryota; Metazoa; Arthropoda; Insecta; Hymenoptera; Halictidae. The record is from RefSeq and is a predicted model, not a curated record.